This is a messenger RNA of Paramecium tetraurelia, 2010 nucleotides long. RefSeq lists its product as uncharacterized. The record is from RefSeq and is a predicted model, not a curated record. Gene Ontology annotation, biological process: proteolysis. Gene Ontology annotation, molecular function: cysteine-type peptidase activity. Lineage: Eukaryota; Ciliophora; Oligohymenophorea; Peniculida; Parameciidae. The transcript has 3 exons.
AUGCAAUCUUUAAUCAAAGAAAAAGUGAAUUUCUAAGAAUAUGUUAGAUGGGCAUUCGAACAAAACAAAGACACGAUGAAAAAUUAGGAGGAUCAAGAUAUAUAAUUCCAUAGUUAUCAUGAGUUGGAUGGAGAAGAAAUGGGCCAAGUCAUAUGGCUGUUUAGAAAAUGUGGAUCAAUAAAUAAGAUCAAAAAACUCAAUGGAUUGUUUCUAGGAUAAUUGUUUAUAUUGAAUCACAUUAUUAAUUUUCUAUUAACCAUAAUACAUUAUAGCAAACCAGCGAAAGAAUCAAUAUCAAGAUUGAUGAAGUCAAUAGGAAUAAUUUAAACUGAUGAAGAAUUACAACUUGUUAAAUAGGAAAAUGAUGAACUUUUAUCAAUAGUUUAUGAGAAGGAAGUAGUCCAAAUGCUUGAAACAGUUACUAAAGAAGAUUUUAAAAUAUUAUUCUAAGUUAUUUUUGAUUUAAAAGAUAUAUCUACAGAGGAAAUUAAAAAAAUAUCUGAACUUGGAAUGUUAUUCGAUUAAAAUUAAAGCCAAUAGGAAUACUCGCCUUCGAUUUUAAAACAAAAUUUUGGUAUUAUUAUGGCAUAGAUAAUUCAAAUUGAAAAAAUUGAAAUCGAUUAAAAUACAUUACUUUAGAGCAGUAUAAAAUUGGAACAGAAAAAAAAAGAAAAGGCUCAAGCAAAAAAAAUUUAAGAGUUGUCAUAACAUAAACAACAAAUAAUCAAAUUUAGUAAAGUGAUUUAUCAUUAAUAACCUUAGAGAAAAUUAUUACUGUAUGAUGGAACGAUAAUAACUGGAAAUAUUUGGGAUUCUUAUCAAGAUUAAUAUUGCGUCCCUAUAUCACUUUCGAUCGACACCAAUGUGGUUUAUUUUAGCUUUCGCAUUGAACAUUUGAAUGAUGAAUAAUUAUUCAGAAAAGAUCAAGUAUUUACCUACAAAGGACCUGUUAAUGAAAAUUUUGAUCCGAAUGUCAAAAAGGCGUAAUAUGAUUUGGGAAUCAAAGGAUAAUUAAGUUAACAACAGAAUACAUACAGAGGGUGUUUUAGUGAUGGAUUAUUCGAUGGUAUUGGGAGUUUAUACAUUGGAAAUUAAUUAUAUUUUGAUGGAGAAUUUAAGCUAGGCAUAUAAUAUGGAUUUGGAAGAGAAUUAUAAAAUAAUGAAGAUUAUUUGGAAGGGAAUUUUGAAAAUGGUAAGAAAAAUGGAUUAUUUUAAUUUAUAAAAUUACAUGAAGGGAAAAAGUAUUUGGAUACAUCCAAGCCUCAAAAAUGCUUUUAAAAUGGAAAAGAAGUCUUAUAUUUGAAUCAAGGAUAUUAACUGUAGAAAAAGAAGUCAAAUUUAAAUCCAACUCGCUAUCUCUUAAAUUUUGGAGAUUAUGGAGUAAAUAAUUAUUAACUUCAAUCUUUGUAACCUGGAAGAUGGCUUAAUUCCGGUAUCAUAGAUCUUGUGAUUUCUCAAAUUUAAACUUAUAGGGAGUAAAUCUCUUAAAGUUAUAAAUAAGAUUAAAGAACUGUUUUUAUCAAUUGCAGCUAAUCUUAAGACAUUUUUGGUAGUCUAAUAUCAAAGAAUGAUGAAAUAUAAACUAAAAUAUUUAGAUAAAUAAUUGAUUAUAGUAAGAAGUAACAGCCUUCAAGGUUUGUUUUUUACUUAAAUUUAGAUCGAAGUCAUUUUUUAUCUGUGGUUUAUGAAAAUUAGACAUUGUAUUUGAUAGAUUCAAUGAAAGAUAAAAGGGCUGAUUUAUUGUAUUAAAUGGUUAAAUUGUUGAAUCAAUCUAAUUUUGCUGUUAAAAAUUCUUGGUAGGUUUGUGAAGUGAGUUAAUAAUAUAAUUAAUAUGAUUGUGGAAUGUUUACCAUUUAUUACAUAUCCUAAAUAAUGAAGAAUAUAGAUUUAAGUAUUCCUUAAAUGUUUGAGAAGCAAUGUUUUAAUGUUUAACAAUCAAGAAUUAAUUAUGCGAGAUAUCUACUUGCUAACAGAUUCUUCCAAUUAGGAAUUGAGAUCUUAGAAUUAUGA